This is a messenger RNA of Asparagus officinalis (garden asparagus), 612 nucleotides long. RefSeq lists its product as uncharacterized. Lineage: Eukaryota; Viridiplantae; Streptophyta; Magnoliopsida; Asparagales; Asparagaceae. The record is from RefSeq and is a predicted model, not a curated record. The coding region runs from base 1 to 612 and encodes 203 amino acids. The transcript has a single exon.
AUGUGGAAGCAACUCUUGAAAGUUCGUGAUAAAGUGUUGAAUUUCUGUGGUGGUGUAUCAAACCUGAAGCAACUAAUUAGUUCAUGUCAUAUAAAUUCUAAACUGAAGCUAUCAGCCUUAUAUUAUGCCCUGUAUCCAGCAUCAGCUAAUGUCCUAUGGCGUGAAACAGUAUGGGAAUGUCUGAGCUUUCCUAAACAUGCUUUUGUUCUUUGGUUAGCUGCUCAUGAUAGACUUCUCACACAGGAUAAACUUCUAAGAAGGGGAAUUAUCAAUAUCAAUCACUGCAAAUUGUGCUCUGGAGCUGUUACUGAAUGCAGGAAUCAUUUGUUUUUUGAUUGUAGCUUUUCAAGAGAUGUUUGGAAUGGAAUUAUGGAUUGGAUUCAUUUUAAAUGGAGAUCUUGUGAUUGGUGUAUACUUCUAAACUGGUAUAACUCCAGGUUGAAGGGAAAUGGACUCAAGCACAAGGUUAAGAGGAUGGCAUUGGCAGCGACUGUUUACAGUGUUUGGAGAGAAAGAAAUGCAAGGAUUUUUGGCCAAAACAGCAAGAGUGUUGAGCAUUUGAUCAGAGACAUAUUCUCAACAGUGAUCAAUCGGAGGAUUUUAAGCAUCUGA